Molecule: messenger RNA, 1089 nt
Organism: Arachis ipaensis
Lineage: Eukaryota; Viridiplantae; Streptophyta; Magnoliopsida; Fabales; Fabaceae
Source: RefSeq, a predicted model, not a curated record
AUGGCCGCUCAGAUCACCGAGUUGAACAAUGGCCGAACUGAAAAUAACAACAUUCGUCAGCCUCAGCCAGAGGAUGCCGAACAUCAUUCAAACCCCACUCAUGUAUCUGAGACCAUUCAAGUCGAGGAUGCCCAGCCGGAGGACGAGAAUGAGGAACCAGACGAACUCGUAGGCCCUUUCAUGUCAGACGUGAUGAAUUUCGAAUUACCACGACGAUUCACUUUACCAUUGACCCUCACACCUUAUGAUGGACUCGGAAACCCAAAAAAGUUCAUCAAGAAAUUCCGAACAAUAAUGAUCGUCAAUAGUGCAUCUGAUCCUGUUUUGUGUCGUUGUUUUCCAAAUUAUUUAGACGGUUCUGCACUUGAUUGGCUUUGUGCUUUGCCUGCAGGUUCAAUUUCGCGAUUCCAACAGCUGGCUAAGCUAUUUGAGGACCACUUUGCUGGCUCCGCAAUUUAUCUGCAUGACUCAAAUUAUCUAAAUACAAUUAAGCAAGGACAAAAUGAGAGCCUGAAAGACAAUAUGACUCGUUUUACGAAGGUCACCAUAAGCAUACCUGAUCUCCACCCUGAAGUUCACCUUCAUGCCAUCAAAAACGGACUUCGACCUGGGAAAUUCCAAGAGACGAUCGUCGUAUCUAAACCAAAAACACUCGCCGAGUUCCGAGAGAAAGCAAAAGGCCAGAUUGAUAUUGAGGAGCUAAGACAAGCUCGGAAGUCCGACAAAACAAACUACAAAGACGAGGAAAAAGUGCAUAACAGUAAGAAAAAUUUUAAACUAAACCCUCGUUUUAACUCUUAUACACAGUUCAACGCUAAACGGGAGGAUAUAAUCAAAGAGAUCCUGAACUCCAAAUUAAUCAAACCACUAAGAAAGGCGGGGACAUAUGAGGAUACAAAACACGUCGACAAAUCUAAGUACUGCGCCUUCCAUCAGAAGCACGGCCACACAACCGACGAAUGUGUCGUCGUAAAAGACCCCUUGGAACGGUUGGCUCGGCAAGGGCACCUUGACAAGUAUAUUGGAGGACACAUUCAAAAACGUACUCCAACCUCAGCAGGCAAUACUCCAUCCGAACAACCAAGCUGA